AUGAGUGACGAAAGCAAGGAAAAGAUGGCGCGGUGUCAGCAGCAGGAGCGGCUGCGCUCACCUGUGAGAGGUCCUGGUGGGCAGUGCUGGCCUGGCUCCGCUGCGGGCUCGGUGUGGCGUGCGACCCAGAUGGCUGCGGUGAGGGCGAAGCCGAUGGGGGAGCCUCCACCGGACACAGAACAUCAGCAGUGUCCCCGCCGCUCCCCGCCCCCACCCGGGCCCGCGCUGUGCGUGGAUGUGGACCGAGCGCUGUUUGGCCUCUGGCUCCCUCACCCCACACUGGGUUUGUCGGUCCAUGCUGCCCGGGGCACACAGGUGGGCCCUCCAGUUUGGGGUCUCAUGGACAGGGCCACCAUGAGUGCUCGAGACCUGAGCAUGAACAACCUCACGGAGCUGCAGCCCGGCCUCUUCCACCACCUGCGCUUCCUGGAGGAACUGCGUCUCUCUGGGAACCACCUCUCACACAUCCCGGGACAAGCGUUCGCCGGUCUCUACAGCCUGAAAACGCUGAUGCUGCAGAACAACCGGCUGGGAGGCGUCCCUGCGGAGGCACUGUGGGAGCUGCCGAGCCUGCAGUCUCUGCGCCUCGAUGCCAACCUCAUCUCCCUGGUCCCGGACGGGAGCUUCCGGGGGCUGCCCUCCCUCCGCCACCUGUGGCUGGACGACAACGCGCUCACCGAGAUCCCGGUCAGGGCCCUCAGCCACCUCCCCGGCCUGCAGGCCAUGACGCUGGCCCUCAACCGCAUUGCCCACGUCCCCGACCGCGCCUUCCAGAACCUCAGCAGCCUGGUGGUGCUGCAUCUGCACAACAAUCGCAUCGAGCGCCUGGGGGCCCACAGCUUCGAGGGGCUGCACAGCCUGGAGACUCUAGACCUGAAUUACAACGAGCUGUGGGAGUUCCCUGUGGCCAUCCGGACGCUGGGCAGGCUGCAGGAACUGGGUUUCCAUGACAACAACAUCAGAGCUAUCCCAGAGGAGGCCUUCCUGGGGAACCCUCUGCUACAGACGAUACAUUUUUACGAUAACCCAAUCCAGUUCGUGGGGAGGUCGGCAUUCCGGUACCUGCCCAGACUGCACACGCUGUCCCUGAAUGGCGCCACGAACAUCCAGGAGUUCCCGGAUCUCAAAGGCACCACCAGCCUGGAGAUCCUGACCCUGACCCAUGCGGGCAUCCAGCAGCUCCCCCUGGGGGUGUGCCAGCAGCUGCCCAGGCUCCGAGUCCUGGAGCUGUCCCACAAUCAGAUACAGGAGCUGCCCAGCCUGCGCGGGUGUCGGAGGCUGGAGGAAGUUGGCCUCCGGCACAACCGCCUCUGGGAGAUUGGAGCCGACACCUUCAGCCAGCUGACCUCCCUGCGUGCCCUGGACCUGAGCUGGAAUGCCAUCCGGUCCAUUCACCCUGAGGCCUUUGCGACCCUGCGCUCCCUGGUCAAGCUGGACCUGACGGACAACCAGCUGACCACACUCCCCCUGGCUGGACUCGGGGGCCUGGUGCACCUGAAGCUCAAAGGGAACCCGGCUCUGUCCCAGGCCUUCUCCAAGGACAGUUUCCCCAAACUGAGGACCCUGGAGGUGCCCUAUGCCUACCAGUGCUGUACCUAUGGCGUCUGUGCCGGCGUCAAGGCCUCUGAGCAGUGGGAGCCCCAGGACUUCCAGCCUGAGGACUGGGAGGCUCCGAAGAGGCCCCUGGGCCUCCUUGCUGGACGACCCGAGAGCCACUAUGACCUGGACCCGGACGAGCUCCAGCUUGAGAUGGAGGAUGCCAGGCCACACCGCAGUGUCCAGUGCAGUCCUCUUCCAGGCCCCCUCAAGCCCUGCGAGCACCUGUUCGGGAGCUGGGGCAUCCGCCUGGCCGUGUGGGCCGUUGUGCUGCUCUCGCUGCUCUGUAACGGGCUGGUGCUGCUGAGCGUGUUCGCGGGCGGGCCUGGCCCCCUGCCCCCGGACAAGUUUGUGGUGGGGGCCAUCGCGGGCGCCAACACCCUGACCGGCCUCUCCUGUGGCCUCCUCGCCUCCGUCGACGCCUUGACCUUCGGCCGGUUUGCAGAGUACGGCGCCCACUGGGAGGUGGGGCUGGGCUGCCAGGCCACGGGCUUCCUGGCCGUGCUGGGGUCAGAGGCCUCUGUGCUGCUGCUGACUCUGGCGGCCGUGCACUGCAGCGCGGCCGUGUCCUGCGUGCGGGCCCACGGGAAGGCGCCCUCUCCUGGCAGCGUGCGGGCGGGGGCCCUGGGCUGCCUGUUGCUGGCAGGACUGGCAGCCACCCUGCCGCUGGCUUCCAUUGGGGAGUACGGGACCUCCCCGCUCUGCCUGCCCUACACCCCACCCGACGGCCAGCCCACUGCCCUGGGCUUUGCUGUGGCCCUGGUGAUGCUCAACUCCUUCUGUUUCCUGGUGGUGGCCGCCGCCUACGUCAAGCUCUCCUGCAACCUGCCCAGGGGUGACCUGGAGGCUGUGUGGGACUGCGCCACCGUGCGCCACGUGGCCUGGCUCACCUUCGCUGACGGGCUCCUCUACUGCCCCGUGGCUUUCCUCAGCUCCGCCUCCGCGCUGGGCCUCUUCCCAGUCACCCCCGAGGCCGUCAAGGCCGUCCUGCUGGUGGUGCUGCCACUGCCCGCCUGUCUCAACCCCCUGCUGUACCUGCUCUUCAGUCCCCGCGUCCGGGAGGACCUGCGGUGGCUGCGGCCCUGCCUGGGGGCCCCCGGUCCCCUCCCCUACACGGCCGCGGGCAAGCUGGAGCAGAGCUCCUGCGACUCCACCCAGGCCUUGGUGGCCUUCUCCGAUGUGGAUCUCGUCCUGGCCGCCCCUGAGGCCAGGCCGCACCCCGGGCUUGAGACCUACGGCCUCCCCCCAGUGACCCUUGCCUCCCGCCGGCAGCCAGGGGGCCACUUUGCAGAGCCGGUGGAAACCUGCUUUGGGAACCGGCCACUCUCCACGGACGGACUGCUUCUGGGAGCUGAGGGGGCUGUGCCGGUGGGCGGGGGCUGGUCAGGGGGCAGGGGCUUCUCUGGCUCAGCCUUUGCCUCACACUUAUAAAUGUUUUAAAUGUCUCCCCCCACACCCUGUUUCCGUCCCCUCUCCCCCAACAAC
Messenger RNA from Vicugna pacos (alpaca), 3081 nucleotides. The record is from RefSeq and is a predicted model, not a curated record. Lineage: Eukaryota; Metazoa; Chordata; Mammalia; Artiodactyla; Camelidae.